GAGGGAAGAGUCGUGGCGCACGUCGACAUGGAUUGUUUUUACGUACAAGUGGAGCAGAGGAGGGACGAGAGUCUGCGAGGCAAGCCCGUCGCCGUCAUACAGUACAACCCCAACGGGGACCUCCAGGACGUCAGGCCGGACGAGAACAGGAGGUGCGAUCACAGCGACGGCAGUCUGAUCGCCGUGAGUUACGAAGCAAGGGCCAAGGGGGUGAAGCGAAUCAUGCGGGGGAAGGAAGCAAGACAGGCGUGUCCUGACCUGAUCCUCAUCCAGGUCCCUGUAGCGCACAAGAAGAGCGACAUCAACCUGUACCGGGAAGCAGGAGCCGAGGUCGUCAACGUGCUUGCCCGCUUCUCGUCCGCAUGCGAACGAGCAUCCAUCGAUGAGGUGUACUGUGACAUCACCGAUGCUGCUCUCCUGCAGCUGGACGAGAUCGAGCGGAACUUCGGCGCGGACGUGGGGCCGACGCUGCUCGACGAGAUGGACAAGACGUGGGUAGCGGGGUACGAGCAGCAGACCGGUAACGGACAGGAGGAGUGGUGGAGGAGGCCUCUAUCGCGGUGGAAGACGUCGGAGAGGCUGCUGGCUGCUGGAGCACAGGUGGUGACGAAGAUGCGGCGAGCGGUGCUGGAGGAAACCAGCUUCACAUGCUCUGCCGGCAUUUCUCACAACAAGAUUCUGGCCAAGUUGGGCUCGGGGCUGCACAAGCCCAACCAGCAGACGAUCCUUCCCACGGAAGCUGCUCAGAAGCUGAUGCAGGACCUGCCGAUCUCACGCCUGAGGGGCCUGGGAGGGGAGAAGCUUGGAAAGGCGAUCCAGGAAGAGUUCCAUGUAGAGACUGUCGGGGAGCUGCAGAAAAUUCCAUGCCCGCUGCUUGUCUCUAAGUUCGGGGACAGCCCGAAGCCGCCGGGGGGGCUGUGGGUCUACCGGAUCGCUAAGGGAAUCUGCUUGCAGCCAGUGAAGGAUCAGGAAUUGGCCAAGUCAAGGGGAUCAGGCAAGAGC
Molecule: messenger RNA, 1002 nt
Organism: Guillardia theta CCMP2712
Lineage: Eukaryota; Cryptophyceae; Pyrenomonadales; Geminigeraceae
Exons: 3
Biological process (GO): error-prone translesion synthesis; response to radiation
Cellular component (GO): replication fork; nucleus; site of double-strand break
Molecular function (GO): DNA-directed DNA polymerase activity
Source: RefSeq, a predicted model, not a curated record